AAUGAGCUUAGAAUGGUUCCAGAGAUUACCAAGGUGGGAAACCAAUCGGAAGUAGCUGAAACUCAUCGAGUUCCUGGUGGUGUUAGUGCUUGGAGAGAAGAAGCGAAGAAGGUUAGGGAAAGAAAUUGUCAAAUUGCUAGAAACCUCGAUGACAGUUGUUAUCUCAACGGCUCUGUCCCAGUUAUAUCUAAUGCUCCGACUAUUGAAACCUCUCAGAAGAUUGAUUCUGGUUUCAAUCCCAGAGGUAGCGGUACUGCUGCUACACUCAAUACAGAAUCGAUUGACGUUACGCCAUCUGGACCUGUUGUGACAUUGCCAAGCAAGAGUUUAGAGGUUGGGGGAAGUAUUGAUGUGAAUCCUAAAGGAGAGGAAAAACUGAGACCUCGUAGAAGCAGCGGGAA
Camelina sativa (false flax) is the source of this 401-nucleotide messenger RNA. The record is from RefSeq and is a predicted model, not a curated record. NCBI's taxonomy places the organism in Eukaryota, Viridiplantae, Streptophyta, Magnoliopsida, Brassicales, Brassicaceae.